ACGCUGCUGCACCCCGAGGGAGGAGAGGGUGGAGAUGGGGAGGAGGGCGAAGGCAGGACUAGGAGGGCGGAUAUUGGGUCAGACAGUGGACCCAAGGUCAGCCAGUACUACCAUGCCCUCAUGAUGUUCACCAAGGUGGACAGGAGCCGGAGCCUUCAGGAGAAGUUCUGGGUGGCCAUGUUAUCCAUGGCCAAAUACGGUCUCUUCCUGGACGAAGAGGUGCUGGUCCUUCAUUUUGUGAGCGACGAGGCCAGCCGAGAGCUGGGCGAGAGGAUGCUCCCGGAGCUGCUCCUCGGCACAACGUUUCAGUAUGAGGUGGUGGUCCAUGACAUGGGGGUCCUGAGCCAGAAGCUCUUCCCCAUCGUGGAAGCCAUGCAGAAGCACUUCAGCACACAAUCUGGAACAUAUUUUCACCCAGCAUUGUUCUUUAUGGUGGUAAUAUCGUAUCAUGAGGUCCCUGGCGAUCUGCAGUGCAUUGUACUGCUGGAUGUAGAUCUGAAGUACAGGAGCAACAUCAGGGAGCUGUUUCUGGAGUUUGAUCGCUUCCCUUCUGGAGUUGUGAUCGGCAUCGCCCGAGAAAUGCAGCCGGUAUACAGACACACCUUCUGGCAGUAUCGUAAAGAGAACCCUCAGUCCCGUGUGGGUGAGCCUCCUGCGGAAGGCUUGCCGGGCUUCAACAGUGGCGUGAUGCUGCUGGCUGGUGUCAUAUGGACCUCGGCCCGCUACAACUAGCUCCUGGAGCCCAGAAACGUGUCCCUGCUGGCUGACCAGUACCACUUCAGGGGUCACCUGGGCGACCAGGACUUCUUCACCAUGAUCAGCAUGGAACACCCAGGGUUGUUCCAUUCACUGGCUUGCGGCUGGAACCGCCAACUGUGCACCUGGUGGAGGGAGCACGGAUACGGGGACGUGUUCCAGCUCUACUACCACUGUGACGGGCCGGUGUAUAUCUACCAUGGAAACUGUAAUACGCCCAUACCCGAUGACUGA
Molecule: messenger RNA, 990 nt
Organism: Oncorhynchus nerka (sockeye salmon)
Lineage: Eukaryota; Metazoa; Chordata; Actinopteri; Salmoniformes; Salmonidae
Product: xyloside xylosyltransferase 1
Biological process (GO): protein O-linked glycosylation via N-acetylgalactosamine
Cellular component (GO): endoplasmic reticulum membrane
Molecular function (GO): xylosyl alpha-1,3-xylosyltransferase activity
Source: RefSeq, a predicted model, not a curated record